CAGUUAUCAAGCACACUUGAGAAUCAUGGAAUUUAGAGCAAUCUAUCUGCUGAUGCUCUACUGUUUCAUGAAUGUCUGUGAUCUUUCUCCACUCAUCCGUCCCAGUAAUGGACUCAAUGAGUGUCGCAAAAACUCUGCUUUAACAGCACUGGAGGUUUUACCAGGAGGCGGUUGGGAUAACCUGCGUAACAUAGACAUGGGACGAGUGAUGGACCUGAGCUAUUCCCAGUGCCAGACCACUGAAGAUGGUGUUUAUCUCAUUCCUGAUGAAGUCUUUGUCAUUCCACAGAAAGAGAGCGAAGUGGAAACUCACUCUGAGAUCAUCAUGUCUUGGCUGGAGGAGAAAAGCUCAACUUCACGCUCCAUCAAUGCAGAUGCAUCUUUUUUUUCUAAAAUCAAUGGAAAAUUCUCAAAAGAAAACCAACGUAUGAAAACCCACCAAGUGGGAGAGAAUUCGGUAACAGCUCGGGUUCAAGUACAUAAUCAUCUGUACGCAGUGAAGGCAUAUCCGAAUUUCGCCUUGGACUCUGCCUUUGCUCAACAGGCCAUGGAAAUCGCAGACGCUAUUAAGAACAAUCAAACACGUCAAGCAACUUACCUGUCAGAGAAACUUAUUCUUGACUAUGGUACUCAUGUUAUCACAAGUGUUGAUGCCGGUGCCACUUUAGUGCAGGAGGACUAUCUGAAAAAGUCCUAUGUCUCUAACAGUCAGUCACACAUGUCUUCUGUCUCAGCAUCAGCAGGCUUUAACUUUUUUGGCAAAGUAAAAUUUGAUAUUGGUGGCAAGGAUACUCAAGGAAGCUCUGAAAUAAGUGAAUAUCAGGGUAACAUCACAUAUUCUUUAAUUCAGAGUCAUGGAGGGGCUUUAUUUUACCCAGGCAUCACUCUACAGAAGUGGCAGGAGAGCACGCUCAAUAAUCUGGUGGCUAUCGAUCGCUCUGGAGUGCCACUGCACUAUUUUCUCAAUCCAUCAACAUUUCCAGACCUUCCAGAGCCAAUAGUUACUAAACUAGCUUUGUUAGUUUAUGAGGCUGCAGAGAAUUACUACCAAAUAAACACAAUUCCAGGGUGUAUAUAUCCACAUUAUCAAAAUUUUAACUUCCAGGCAAAUGUGAAUGGAUCUUGUGAGGGUCCAGUCACUAACCUUAGCUUUGGUGGUGUUUAUCAAGCAUGCACUCCAUUGACAGAAGAUGGAAAUAUCAUCUGUGAUGAGUUAGCGCAGAAGAAUCCAGCCACUGGUGAUUUUUCAUGUCCUGAGCCAUACACUGCCACCCUAUUACGCUCUGAGACAAUAGAAAAUGGGUAUUAUCGUUCUGAGUGCAGGGAGAAAUGUCAUAAAUGUGGUUUUUUAUGGCUGCGUUCUUGUUGUGACCAGAUAUGUGGUGAUAAUUAUUUUGUCCGUCGCGCAACAAUUAACACCUUCUGGUGUUCCACAACUGUGAAUACUCCUAAUUACUCCGGAUAUCUUUUUGGAGGUCUUUAUGGACCAUCUUUGCCAAACCCUAUAACAAAAUCCAGCAGCUGUCCUGACAACUUCAUUGCUCAAAAACUAUUGUCUAAUGGCAUGAUGGUUUGUUUGAGCAAUGAUUAUACAAAAGGAACAAAAUCCUCAGUACCUUUUGGUGGUUUUUUUAGCUGUCAGUCUGGCAAUCCUCUUGCACAAAAUCAGUCUCGCUGUCCACCUCAGUUCAGCCAACAUUUAGCUGCCAUUAGUGAUGGUUGUGAGAUAUUGUACUGCGUCCAGUCAUCCGUGUUCACUGGUGGUGAUUUAAAGCCUGUUCACCUUCCACCUUUUACAAAUCCACCACUGAUCAGCAAUGCAACAAACAAUGUGGCUAUAAUGACAGAAGGCGAUCGGUCUUGGGUGAGAGUUGGAGGAACUAAGACAUGGCGACAGGCAGAACCAGAUGAAAUUCAAAAGGCAUUAAUGCUCGACACAUCUGGAGGAGAGAAGGCUGGUCUAGCCUUUAAUGCAAUGGUUUUAGUCGUUUUUGUAGUCAGUGCAUUUAUUUUGUGAGAAGUAGAUUUUCUGGCUGCAGAAAGCAAAGGAGAAUGCUUCAUGGUGAAGGAAAAAAGAUAACAGAACAAAUUAAAUCAUUUGUAACAUGGUGAUGGGUUAUAGGGGUGUCAUAUGAGAAAAAUCAACAUUAGUUUACAAUUAACUUUAAAUUCAACUUUCUAUCAUGAUUCAUUUAAUUAAAUUGAUUAAGUCGAAAAAAGUCAGUAAAAUUAAGUAACUUCAGCUCAGGUGCCUGUAUAUACUAUAUGGGCACUGUAAUGACCGAGCCAGAUCAGAUGCACAAUAACUACUUAUAAUUCAUAAAUAUAAGUGCAGACCCUCACACAAAAAGCAGACUAAGCCCAGGGGUCUUCAACACUACACCCAAACUGCUUUUAACAGGCCUUGUGACUAUGGCAACACAUCAAGAUUAGAGUUUUAUGACCACAAAAUAAUGUGGGAGCUUUUGAGACAAAGAAACUUUCUACUUAGUCAUGCAUGUAUUCACUUAUAAAUGUAUAAGGGAAAUGUCUUAAUCAACUAUUUCUAAUCUCACCAUGGAUUAUGUUAUUGGUGUUUAUGUUAUAUCAUUAUAUUAACCCAAACUAGUUUCAAUUAAUGUUUAAUAUUACUUACUUAAUCCAAAUCAUAUUUAGACCUUGUUUGGUAUCUGUGUGUUCCAUUUUUGAUUUCCUGAAUGAUAAUAUACAUUAUGUUUAGGAAACUCUUCUUCAUAAUAAUAUUAUGAAACUCUUUAGCACCUCAAUCCAACUGAAUUCCAUAUACAAAACAGCAUGUUGGAAGACAAAGACAGUUAACUUUCCCUCUAAAAGUAUGACCUCUGAUUGGGUCAGACACAUCUUUAAGGUGUUACCUCUUCACAGCUUAAAAACCCCUACAUAAGAACACACACAGAGUUCUUAUCUGAAAUGUCGGCUCUUCUCUGAGUUUCCCUCAGUCAUCCCGGUCUUUACAUCUCUUUCUGGAUAAGGAUGCAAAACUAAGUUUCAGCGUACCUCUAGAUUGUGCCAGGCCUAGGCCUUGUCUUUCCUUGUCUUCAUGCUCAUCAAUUCUUUCAGCCAAGUUCAACUGAAGCCUCACCAAACUACAUCAGGACACUUUUUUUUUUAAUGGGCAAGACAUGCAAGUAUCAUACUUAGUCUUAUUCACUGAUGCAUUACGCAUCCCUUUUUAACUAAGGUGCAAUCAAAUUAAGUAACUGAUGGUUCGUCUCUUCGACUUCGUUCGUCUACCUUCUUCCAAUGCUAAACUGUAUGUAUGUGUGUGUGUUUGUAUGUUUAGAGUAGUAUGUGUUCAGUAAGUCAAUAAAGUCUGAUUUGUAUCACA
Paramisgurnus dabryanus is the source of this 3346-nucleotide messenger RNA. Its product is annotated as macrophage-expressed gene 1 protein-like. Gene Ontology annotation, biological process: defense response to bacterium. NCBI's taxonomy places the organism in Eukaryota, Metazoa, Chordata, Actinopteri, Cypriniformes, Cobitidae. The record is from RefSeq and is a predicted model, not a curated record.